UCAACAUUAGCUUCUUAAAAUACUCAAAAUCCACUUAUUUCUUUAUUGUUUGAAGUCUAAUUCCUUUCCAUGAAUUAAGCGGGUCAGUUGAUUAAAUGACAAGUUUCUAACUGGAAUUUGUCAUGGAGGAGGAUAAAGGUUCAAAUUACGUGUAUUUAUAGCUUUAUAUUUCUCAAUUCUGAAACCCCUCUGGUCUCUACUCUAUAUCUGGUGACUCUGGGAGAUUGAAAUUUGUAGAUAGCAAGAUGGCUGUAGAAAGCAGUCAACAUGCAGCAUAUGAUCAGUCAAUACUAGAGAAUGUAUGGGCGAACUUCAUUGGAGGAGAAGAAGCUGAUAAAACAACUAGCAAUGCAACAAAAUCAUCGUCCAAAUCAUGGGAAGAACUGCCUAGCUUUGAUGGGAGAGACGGAUCCAUGGAGACUUUACAAAGGCUACCAAGUCUUGGGAGGUGGAUAUCAAUGGGAGCUGGCGCCUGGGAGGAUCUUCUUGAUGGAAAUAUUCCUUCUGGAAAAAUAGAGCAAUCCUGUAAUGAUAAUACAAGCAAAGACACAAGCAGUCGAGGGCUUAAAGUGAAUUCUGUGAGAGUAGAGAAAGUGGCAAAAAGACACUACCGGGGAGUGAGGAGGCGGCCUUGGGGAAAGUAUGCAGCAGAGAUAAGGGACUCGUCGAGGAAAGGAGCUCGAGUUUGGCUUGGGACUUUUGGCACAGCUGAGGAAGCAGCUAUGGCUUACGACAAGGCUGCCUUGAGAAUUAGAGGCCCCAAGGCAUAUCUUAACUUCCCAAUAGAGACAGUUGCUAAGGCUAUGGGAAUUGACUACACAAAAACUGACCCCAACUGUUGUUGGUCUGCAACUUGUCAAGGUAACGACUCUGCUUUCACAGGUCUCCGCUGCGAUGAAAAUUUCACAAAUCACCGAAAAAGAGAGUCUAGAGAUUGGGAAGAAAACACUGAGUUUGUGAUGGUUGAACAGCAAACAGUAAAGAGAAUGGCAAUUGUUGAACAAGUGCUUGAGGAUGGAUCUGAUGUAUUUGAGUUUCAGGAUUUGGGGAGUGAUUAUUUGGAUAGUUUGCUGUCUUCUUUUUGA
Molecule: messenger RNA, 1085 nt
Organism: Durio zibethinus
Lineage: Eukaryota; Viridiplantae; Streptophyta; Magnoliopsida; Malvales; Malvaceae
Product: ethylene-response factor C3-like
Biological process (GO): ethylene-activated signaling pathway; regulation of DNA-templated transcription
Molecular function (GO): DNA binding; DNA-binding transcription factor activity
Source: RefSeq, a predicted model, not a curated record